AUGGAGCAAAAAAAUAAAUAUACUGUACCCAUUUUCCCCAAAAAUAACAAAAAGAAAUCUGGUCGAACACUAGGUAAGGAUGAUAGCAUAUUAACUAAAGCACCUAAUCGCAUACGAAAGAGUAUCGCUAAUGAUAGUAAUAUCUCUUACACAGCGGACGAACCUAUGUUAGUUGAAAACGACCACCAUCAAGCUAUAAAAGAUUUGCCGUCAAUAGACGAUAGCGGUAUCAGUGCUGAUUUUGCUGAUGAACGCGAUCGUUUGAAUCUGACAUGUGACAGAAAUCGCGCAGAAAAUCUUUCCAAUGAAAAUACCAAUAUAAGUAUGGACUAUAAUUAUGGUAGCCCUGCAAAAGAUGAUAUUGCUUUUGAAGAUACUACCCAAGAAUAUGACGAUAGCAUUUCAGAUAGCAAUAAUACAAUGGAACAUUCUAUCCAAGAAGGUUUCGUUGAUAAAGCUAAGAAAAUUUAUAAACGCCGUUCUACUUCUGCUUGUAGCAGCACUAGUAGUAAGUCGGAAUAUCUGACUCCACCCAAUAGCAUCCAUACGGAAGAAGUUACAGGUGAUAAUACUGCAAAUAACGACUUCAAUCUUGCAAAUGACAGCAAUUCCGAAGAUGAAGAAUGUAGAGAAAAUAUCUUCUCUAAUCCUUCAAUUAAUCAUUCAUUACUUAGUAGUAAGUUCAAACAGAUUUUAAACAUGUUCCUGGACCAAUUUUAUCGUAAAUUGGAAAAAUAUGUUAAAAUCCUGAUAAGAGAAGGAAACAUGACAGAUAACAAGAUCUCAAUAUCAGAGCUUUUUAACACUUUAUUUCAAUGCGUAAGGAAGUGUAACCCGGAACGUUCGAUAAAUCUAGCGGAUAAUUUAAUGCUUAAGUUUUAUUCGCGUCGGAAAGCAUCUAAAAUUAUUGACACAUCAAAGAAGCUAAUACCAAAUAACCUCGAACAUGAUCAAUUAGCUAUUUUCUUUGCUGCUAUUGCUAUCGAUAUUUGCCGUUGUCGGCAGCAGCAAAUAUCAAUAAUCAAAGACUCCAAAUGUUAUUAUUAUAUGAAGACUUUCGUACGAGAUAUUGUAGAAAGUAUAUUCAGAUACCUCCAUAAGCGUCAGGGACGCUUCGGCUUAAUUAGCCGACUUAAAGAUGCGAUUUCGCGUAAAAAAGAGACUGAUUAUGCAGCACAAGCAAAACUGCUGAUUGAUCUUGAGCAUGAUGCAGAUAAUCCUGAAACAUUCAAAAAAUCAUUAGAGUACUUCAUGGAAGGGUUCUUUUGUCAUAAUCCUAACGUAAAGAAAAUACGAAAAUGGGUACAUGGCCAUGUCGUAGAUAUAUGCCUUCCAGUGAAGAAGAAUCAUAGAAACGUCAACACUAUCAAUUUGCUUCAUCGAGUUUAUGUUAAGGACAACGAAAAUGGGGCUUAUUAUUUUCCAUCUUCAAAGGAUUCUUCCGUCAGACGAAUUGUGGGUAAAAUUCUAGGAAGAUUAAUCGAUUACCAUCAAGAUGAAACUACAAAGCUAUGUGGCUACAGACUACCGAGCCUGAUAUUUUCUAACGAGAUUACUAGAGGCCAAGGUUCGUACAGUAAGGUGGAUCCUCCAGCUUUUGAAACUCAGGAUUGCUUUCAGUUGGAUGAAACCUUGUGUAGAAUUGAUAGCAUUGAUAAAAUACUAGAUUUUGCCAAAAAAUUUGUACGUAAUGAUAUGGACAGAAAUCUUCGAGAUCGAUACAAUGAUUUAUUCAAUUUUACCAUCUGA
Messenger RNA from Trichoplax adhaerens, 1749 nucleotides. RefSeq lists its product as uncharacterized. The record is from RefSeq and is a predicted model, not a curated record. The transcript has 3 exons. NCBI's taxonomy places the organism in Eukaryota, Metazoa, Placozoa, Uniplacotomia, Trichoplacea, Trichoplacidae. Bases 1 to 1749 code for a protein of 582 amino acids.